This is a messenger RNA of Acanthopagrus latus (yellowfin seabream), 1743 nucleotides long. RefSeq lists its product as uncharacterized. The record is from RefSeq and is a predicted model, not a curated record. The coding region runs from base 71 to 805 and encodes 244 amino acids. The transcript is spliced from 6 exons. NCBI's taxonomy places the organism in Eukaryota, Metazoa, Chordata, Actinopteri, Spariformes, Sparidae.
GGUGAGAUGCAUCCAGGAAGUCUCUCAGCAGGAAAACGGUGUCUUCCUCUUCCUGCACUUGCACUUGUGGAUGCGUUCAAGGUUCCUGGGAGCAGCUGACAGACGACACACCUGUAACACAAACACACAAAACAGGAAGAAGAUGAUCUUGACUGCUCUGCUCAUCAUCCUGACCUCCUCUGUCUGUGGGAUGUUUGCCGGGAAAAUGGCAGCGACCUUCUAUCAGGCAGAGGAGGACGAUAACAUCACCAUCAGAUGGGACAGUCGCACCAAAACCGACAUGUCGCUCGCCAACAUGGCUUGUUUUCUGCUGUCAGAGCCCCUGAAGCUUUUGUAUGAGAUGAUCAACGGCGUCGAGAUCCCCGAGUCUCAGCAUCAGCAGUUUGCAGGACGAGUCCAGUGUAACGAAGACGCCCUCAGAGACGGACGGAUCAGACUUCACGUGUCCAGACUCAGGACUGAGGACUCUGGAAACUACUGGUGUGAUCUGGCUGCUCAUUAUAACAAGGUGACGAGGAGAUGGGCGCUGGAGACCACAGAACAUUUUGUCUUGAAUGUGACCUCCCAUGGAGAGAACAGCGAUGUGUUCACACCGGCGUUAACUGAAGAUGGAGAACACACACCAGGAGGGCCGAAGAAGAAAGUGACAUCACACGAUUGGGACAAAGUUAAAACGGUUCUUGGAGUCAUUAACAGCGGAUUUGUCAUAGUCGCUGGUCUAAUAAUUCUCCUCCUGGCAUUCAUCGAUGUGAUAAAGUCACUCAGGUCAACGCCAGGUGAUGUGCCAUCACUGAGUUCCUGCUAGAGGUCAAUACAGCCCAUCGUCUGAGCGGUUUACAUCCACAGCUGCUCCGAUGUGAGCAGAUAUAAAGCCUCAUCACCUCGAACAAUUCCGGGUCCAAAUUAGGCCUCAAAAUAAAACUGCGGUGUCAUCUACUUUAGCGUACUCCCUGUGGGUCAGAAGAGAUUAGGUUGAUAACAGAUCUAAAGUUUUAACAUGAUGGGGAUACAAACAGCUCUUCUCACUAUCACUGGCAAUAUUGAUGCCCAUUUAUUAAUCGUUGUAACAUGAAGUAAAGUCUCAUGUAGUUUUGUGUUAAAGCUCAGAAACUGUUGUAAUGAUUAAUGAUUAAUGUUUAAUGGUGUAAUGAUUUAUUUACUGUGAUAUUGAAACUUCUAACUAGUUUCUGUAACUUGAUUCUCAAACUGCACUGAAACCAGCUUAUGCUCCAUACCAGCACUUUUAUCUGCUCCCACUGACUUUAUUGCAUAUUAUUCUAAGUACACUGUAGUGGACAGUGUUUGUAUAUAUUUCAUAUUUAAUACAGUAAUCAUGCAUGUAUAUGGGAAUGUGUCUGACUGCAGGAAUGUCAGGUCUCAUGAUGAUGUACUGCAGCUGUCAGGUCGAUUGAUGUGAAAAGGAUCCACUGCAUUAUGACCCAGCAGCAUAAACACAGCAAACACUGUUUAACAUUACCAUUCACUCAGUUUUGCAAUCAUUUGUGUAAAUCCACCAUUAUAUUUUUUGGGGUAUAAAACCACAGAACACUUUACAUUUGAACCCUUUGUUAACGUAUUUAUUUGUCUUUGUUUUUAUUGGUUUUAAAUUACCUUUCAAACCAAACCGAAUAUUUUAUCUACUGCAAAGCACUUCAGACUCUGUAAAGCACUUUCUAAUUUUGCGUUUAAAUAUGAGUUGUGACUGUUUUAUACGAUGUGAGAAUAAACUUGUUUAUUGUCCAA